CUCUCUUCCAUCCUCCUUCUCUCUUGCCUGUCCCUCUUACUUCGACUUCGACAAGUGAGGGAAUUCUGACCUCAUCACUGCGGGACAUCCACCACUCUUUCAUCAACACACAAACCGCAGACAUGGCCUCCGUCAUCAAGGACGCACUGCCAUCGCGCCUGAAGCCAGGCAAUGGCGAGGCCGAGGGCCGUCACCACGGCAAGUCUCAAUCCCACGUGGCUUUCGAGAACACCUCCACAUCCGUUGCUGCAUCCCAGAUGCGCAAUGCCCUCAACAACUUGGCAGACGGUGUCACCGACCCAAAGGAGAAGAAGCGAUUCGAGACCGAGAUGGACAACUUCUUCGCUCUCUUCCGCCGCUACUUGAACGACAAGGCCAAGGGCAACGAGAUCGACUGGAACCGCAUUGCUCCACCAAAGCCAGAGCAGGUCGUUGACUACAACAGCUUGGGCAACUCCGAAUCUGUCGAGUUCCUGAACAAGCUUGCCGUCCUCAAGCUCAAUGGUGGUCUCGGUACCUCCAUGGGCUGUGUUGGUCCCAAGUCUGUCAUCGAGGUCCGUGAGGGCAUGUCCUUCCUCGACCUGUCUGUCCGCCAGAUCGAAUACCUCAACCGCACAUACGACGUCAACGUCCCAUUCGUGCUGAUGAACUCCUUCAACACCGAUUCCGACACCGCUUCCAUCAUCAAGAAGUACGAGGGCCACAACAUCGACAUCAUGACCUUCAAUCAAUCGCGAUACCCACGUAUCCUCAAGGACUCGCUCCUCCCUGCCCCCAAGUCCGCCGGUUCGAAGAUCGCCGACUGGUACCCACCAGGACACGGUGACGUUUUCGAAUCGCUCUAUAACUCCGGCAUCCUCGACAAGCUCCUCGAGCGCGGUGUCGAGAUCCUUUUCUUGUCCAACGCAGACAACCUCGGCGCCGUCGUCGAUCUGAACAUCCUGCAGCACAUGGUGGAGUCAAAAGCAGAGUACAUUAUGGAGUUGACGGACAAGACCAAGGCCGAUGUCAAGGGUGGUACCAUCAUUGACUACGAGGGCCAGGCUCGUUUGCUCGAAAUUGCUCAAGUGCCAAAGCAAUACGUCAACGAGUUCAAGAGCAUCAAGAAGUUCAAGUACUUCAACACCAACAACAUCUGGAUGAACCUGCGUGCCGUCAAGCGCGUGGUGGAGAACAAUGAGCUCGCCAUGGAGAUCAUCCCCAACGGCAAGAGCAUUCCAGCGGACAACAAGGGCGAGGCGGAUGUUAGCAUCAUCCAGCUCGAGACCGCUGUUGGUGCUGCCAUCAAGCACUUCCACAACGCUCACGGUGUCAACGUGCCGCGUCGCCGCUUCUUGCCAGUCAAGACAUGCUCCGAUUUGAUGCUCGUCAAGUCCGAUCUCUACACGCUGAAGCACGGUCAGCUGGUGAUGGAUCCUAACAGAUUCGGUCCCGCACCACUCAUCAAGCUUGGUGGCGACUUCAAGAAGGUCUCCAACUUCCAGUCCCGCAUCCCGUCGAUCCCCAAGAUUCUCGAGCUCGACCACCUUACCAUCACUGGUGCCGUCAACCUCGGCCGCGGUGUGGUGCUCAAGGGUACCGUCAUCAUUGUGGCCACCGAGGGCAGCACCAUCGACAUUCCACCUGGAUCGGUGCUCGAGAACGUGGUCGUGCAGGGUAGCUUGAGGCUGCUGGAGCACUAGACUGGUUCUUCGCCUCAAUAGCGCGAUGUCAGUUGCAUGGUGCUGGUUGAUUGUACUGGCGUCACGGAACAUGGGAUCUCGGGACUUCAAUCAAAGACAUAGAUGCGGCAUGAGUGUGUGUGAUUAGAGCGUCAGAAAAGGUCAGUCAGUAGAUCUGACGACCAGCAAGCGGUUUUUUGCAUGAGAUACUACUACCGGAGGCUUACUCCCAGCUACGACAAUGGAAUGAAGAUGUUAAUAUGGUUCGACAUUGGUUCUCUCUUCCGCGUAUUCUCUUUCUCUUCACCCAUUGCCUGACGUUGGUUCUGCCGAUUGCAUAUGCUCUUGCGUUGGAGACUGAUGUGCGAUGACGUAGGCCACAAAAGCUGCACAUGCCACUGUACUUGUAUGUACUUACACACAGCCACAUCUGUAGGUCAAUCAUUGGAGACGAAGAAAAGUGCGUCUUGCAGCAAAUUGUCUUUCACACCCA
Molecule: messenger RNA, 2154 nt
Organism: Cercospora beticola
Lineage: Eukaryota; Fungi; Ascomycota; Dothideomycetes; Mycosphaerellales; Mycosphaerellaceae
Gene: UGP1
Product: UTP glucose-1-phosphate uridylyltransferase
Biological process (GO): UDP-alpha-D-glucose metabolic process; glycogen metabolic process
Cellular component (GO): cytoplasm
Molecular function (GO): UTP:glucose-1-phosphate uridylyltransferase activity
Source: RefSeq, a predicted model, not a curated record